AUGCUUUCUCCUCCAGCCGCUGUAAAAUACGUGUCAUUUUCCUGGGCGGUUUUUUACGUCCUUGCAGUUCUCUUCGGUGCCCCAUUUUUCUCUGAUUUCAUCGCUACAGCUGUGCUUGCCGCAACUCUCACUCUCGUUUCUGCUGCUCCAGCUGUUCUACUCUUUGAUUCCGAAGAACAACUUCUGGAGCUCCUCGUAUCAUCCUUUUCCUGUGAAAAUAUCAAAACCAACAAAGAGUCGAUCUAUCUGUCUACAUCGACCUUCGCUGUUCUCGGCGCCUGGGCAGCCGCUGCUGUUCAUCCCUUAGACUGGGAUCGUUGGUGGCAGCGAUACCCACUGCCUUCUCUUAUCGGCUGCGUCUGUGGAGCUCUUCUUGGACUUCUUGUUGGCAUUGUUCGAGUGUAUAUUGGAAAACGCAUCUCUCAUAACAAGGCAAAAAAACGUCCGUUUGCCACUGGUGACUCUAGCGGGGGUCGCUUUGGACACUACACAUUUGACGACGCCCCCAAACUUCUGGGUAUUCUUCUUGCUGAAUUCGAUAACACCGAAGGCCCGAUCAUCAAACACUCCGUUCCAAGAGGAAACAUAAAUGUUGAAGCAACAUUCUCAUUCACGAAAGAUCACACCAGCUAUGAACGUGGCCGCUUCACAUUCGAUAUGGCUUUAAUUGUCGACAUGACGUCUUCAGCCGAAACAAUGUAUGAACCGAUUGUUCAAAAAUGUGCCGAGUACUUGAUUGAAUUAGAGAUGGAGUACAACUUUCUCACUAAUUCAAAGUAUCAAAAACAAGUACUGGAGAUGAUGGAAAAGAUGUUCAUAGAGCUUUCUUCUAAAGGAGAAAGUGUGAUUGAAAUUACUCUUGAAGACGAUAAAAUUGUGUCGCUAUACUUCAAACUUUGUCCGUUAUAUCGUGGAUGUGAGCCUCCAGAAAUUGAUUAUCAUAUGGUUCCAAUGUUUAUAAGAGAGGUGGACCUCACAGAUAGACUAAUAGAAAAAAUGGAUGUGCUUUCCCAAAAAAUUAUUCCCCAAAUUGAUGGGAUCAACACAGUACGCGAAAUUGCGAUCAGUCUGGAACUGGACCCUUCACUCGUUGCCAGAUGUGUUCGGAAUCUUCAUUUCUAUGAAUGCGUCAGUCUUGUACCGAUGUUCCUCUACUAUAACACCUAUGUUGCCACUGAAAGAGUUCAUGACUUCUACAAAAAUCAAAAAGAAAUCAACGAGUGCCUCGAUUUCGUCAAAAUUCAAUCGAUAACUACUGAGGAUGGAUCUGAAAUUCCUAUGCCAACACCAGAGUUUUCUGAUGUAUUCAGACUUUAUCUUAGCAUGAAAGUGUGCGGAAAGAAUAUCGGGGAUUGGACUGACAUAGAAAACCCGCGCUCAAUGGGGAUUGAUGAACAUCGACUGGUUCAGUUCGGCAUGCAUCACCAAUUUCUUCGUAAACUUUCUGUAUACCCUAUCUGCACUGUGAACCCUGGCAAUAAUUCAAUCUUGAAAGCCUGUAAUGGUAAAACUUCACUUGACGAGUUAUCCUUGCGACAUAACGUGGAACCACGGACAAUGUUUGAAAUCCUGUCCGAAACGGAAAAGUUCGAGUUCGUGAUGAAGUGA
Messenger RNA from Caenorhabditis remanei, 1608 nucleotides. RefSeq lists its product as uncharacterized. Gene Ontology annotation, molecular function: GTPase activator activity. Bases 1 to 1608 code for a protein of 535 amino acids. The record is from RefSeq and is a predicted model, not a curated record. Gene Ontology annotation, cellular component: endoplasmic reticulum membrane; vacuolar membrane; GATOR1 complex. Gene Ontology annotation, biological process: GPI anchor biosynthetic process; cellular response to amino acid starvation; positive regulation of autophagy. NCBI's taxonomy places the organism in Eukaryota, Metazoa, Nematoda, Chromadorea, Rhabditida, Rhabditidae. The transcript has 8 exons.